CGUAAAGUCCGUUGAGUGGCGACGAUUGUGACGACGUCAGCGCAGUUCCGGUGCACAACGACAAGGGUACAAAACCCAGGGACGCCCCAACGACCGCCAGUCCCACUCUGCAAGUCAGCCACACCAUGAAGGCCUUCAGCGUUCUCCUGGUGGCCGUCCUCGCCGCCGGCCUGCUCGCCAGCGCGUUCGCGGGCGACGAGCCGGGCGAGCGGUGCCCCUUCGGGUGCCUGGCGGUCGAGGACCCCGUGUGCGGCUUCUACCGCGGCGUGCACCGCACCUUCAGCAACUCGUGCAUCAUGGACCUCGAGAACUGCGUCAAGAGGCAGUACUGGAGGAAGGUGGCGGACUGCGCCUGCGUUCCGCCGGCCCUGGCCCCUGGAAAAUGAGGGGGGCAAUCAAGACACCGCGCUCAAAUGUUCCAACGUAUGCGUCAAUAAAAAUGAUGAGAGGAAA
Molecule: messenger RNA, 453 nt
Organism: Thrips palmi
Lineage: Eukaryota; Metazoa; Arthropoda; Insecta; Thysanoptera; Thripidae
Product: extracellular protease inhibitor 10-like
Exons: 3
Coding region: 126-386 (86 amino acids)
Molecular function (GO): protein binding
Source: RefSeq, a predicted model, not a curated record